AUGUCUGGACGGACUGUGACCAUCCCGGACGACCGGGCGUUCGCCAGCUUUAAGUCGGAGUGUCUGAGUGAGGAAGGCUGGAAUGUCACCUACAACAAGGGGGGCAUCGCGGUGUGGAGCCAGGUGCUGGAGGAGGGCAAGUCUGUCCACAAAAUAAAGUGUCGGAUGGUCACUAAGGACGUGUCAGCUGAGACCAUGUACGAUGUUCUCCAUGACAUUGAAUACAGAAAAAAUUGGGACAAGAAUGUCAUCGAGACCUUCGAUAUUGGAAAGCUUACUGUCAAUGCAGAUGUUGGUUAUUAUGCAUGGAAGUGUCCUAAACCGCUCCGUAACCGAGACGUUGUCACGCUUCGCUCCUGGUUACCAAUGGGGAAAGACUACAUCAUCAUGAACUACUCUGUUAAGCAUGCAAAAUAUCCUCCUAAAAAGGAUGUGGUUAGAGCUGUGUCCAUACAGACUGGCUACAUGGUCCAGAGCCAGGGGCCCAACCACUGUGUCCUCACAUACAUGGCGCAGCUAGAUCCACGAGGUUCAUUACCCAAGUGGGUUGUGAAAAAGUUUUCCCACUACCUUGCACCAGGCGCAAUGAAGAGUAUUAACAAAGCAUGUUUGAAGUAUUCUGACUGGAAGCAGAGACACAACCCUGGAUUGAAGCCUUGGCUCUACCCAGAACAGACUACAUUACCCAGCAUCCCACUUUCUGAGCUUAGCAUUCAGCAUGCCGAGAGCCUGGAAAAUAUUGAUGAGAGCUCCCUGGCUGAGACCAAUGACAGGGAUGACAGCUACUAA
Messenger RNA from Nerophis lumbriciformis (worm pipefish), 789 nucleotides. The record is from RefSeq and is a predicted model, not a curated record. Lineage: Eukaryota; Metazoa; Chordata; Actinopteri; Syngnathiformes; Syngnathidae.